AUGCCCCCUCUCCGCGCGCACACCAAAUCUCGCAACGGGUGCGACCAGUGCAGGAGCCGGCGGGUCAAAUGUGACGAGCGGGGUCCACCGUGUUCAAAUUGCACGACGCGCGAGUUAGAGUGCACAUACUUGAAAGUCGCCGCUGCACGCGGCCGCGCCACAAACUCCCGCCGCACAAGCUCCGACCCGGCGCGGUCGCUAUCAGGCGGCUCGCCGGCGGCGGCAGCGGCGCAUGCGCCUACGGUGUCUGUCUCCCCGGCUGCGCUGCCAGCGGUUGCCGUUGCAGUGUCGGCCAACUCAGUCUCAGAUUCAACUUCUAUGCAGCCGAACACGUUCGGCAUUAAUAACUUGGAAUUAAUGCAUAAAUAUUCCACCGAGACUUAUCAGAGUCUUUGUGUUAGUGAAUCAGAAAUUUCGGUUUGGCAGACUACCGUGCCGCGUCUUGCUCUUCAGCAUGAUUACUUGAUGAAUGGGAUUCUGGCAUUGGCGUCCAUGCACAUUGCCACAUCGGCAGAGCCGGCUAAGGCGUUACUUUAUCAUGAUACGGGGCUGCAGUACUAUAACCGGAGCCUCACGCCGUUUCGAAAUGCGAUCGACAGUAUCUCGCCGAGGAAUUGUGAUGCUGUUUUUGCACACUCGAUCGUCAUGAUCGCCAUCAGUAUCACGGCGCCCAGACUCACUGCUACGAAGGAUGAAUGCUCGAGUAUUACUGAGAAUAUCGUGAUUUUGUUCGAGUUACUGCAGGGUGUUAAGAAGAUCCUGCAGGUUAGCAAGUCGUGGAUCAAUCUCGAGUUGUUUUCGCAGGGUGCAUUCUGGAAGAGUGAACCUGCAGAACUUGAUCCCGAUACUGAGGCUGCGCUCACGCUUCUGUCUGCGUUGAACGACGAGGUAAUGAUCGGGAUCUACUCGGAUCAACAUCGCAUCAACAAACAAGUCAUUGCCCAUCUCCGCCAUUGCUAUGGGAAAUUUGCACGCUCUCCGGAUCCAGCUCCGGUUCUUGCCUGGCUUGCUGCUGUCGAGAAAGAUUUUGUCGAUAGUCUCCGGUGUCGACAGCCAUUCUCGCUUCUCAUUCUUAUGUACUGGGGUGUACUUCUGAAAGAGCUUGAUGGGCAGCGCUGGUGGGCAAAGAACUCGGGCAACGCUCUAGUAUCGGAGUUAUAUCUUGCCUUGAGAUCCGGGGAUCCGAGAUGGGACAAAGCCCUUGCAUGGGUGCAGCGGAAAAUGGCGCUUUGA
This is a messenger RNA of Penicillium canescens, 1233 nucleotides long. Its product is annotated as Zn(II)2Cys6 transcription factor domain-containing protein. The coding region runs from base 1 to 1233 and encodes 410 amino acids. Gene Ontology annotation, biological process: regulation of transcription by RNA polymerase II. The record is from RefSeq and is a predicted model, not a curated record. NCBI's taxonomy places the organism in Eukaryota, Fungi, Ascomycota, Eurotiomycetes, Eurotiales, Aspergillaceae. The transcript has a single exon. Gene Ontology annotation, molecular function: zinc ion binding; DNA-binding transcription activator activity, RNA polymerase II-specific.